AUGACUGAUCGUUCAAAGAGUCUUAAAAAAUUUGAGCUGGAAUCAUUGAGGGAACAAUGUGCUUCUUAUGGAGUCGAAAACCACUACUUAGCUUUUAUGAAUCGAAUGCAUAUAAAUCAAUUAUACCCGUUUAUCGCCAUCCUCCUAAUUAUUACCUGUAUACAUUCCUUAUUGUUGGUAACGACACUCAGUUCAGCGGAAAGAGUGUUCAUAUAUAAUGAUAUAGCAGUGUAUAUCGGAGUGCCUAUGCUGGUUAUUCUAACUUUAUCCUUCAACUUCUGCACGAAUCUAGUAAAAGUAAAUCCUUGGAUAUCGUAUGUCACAACCACUGUGGUCAUCACGCUGCUCCUGGCUAUGGACAUGUCUCUGCCAUUUAUUUGUGCACAGUGGUACAACGUCACCAAGCCGAUAUAUUACAGCUUCAUAAUAUAUUCAAUAUACGUCUUCAUGCCCGUAGCCAAUAACAUUUACGCCAUCACAAUGGCCUUGCUAGUAUCAUUAAGUUACGUAUUAUUUUUUAAACUCGUAGUAUAUCGUUGGAAAAGUGAUGGCUCUGCAAAUGCAGACCACUCGAAAACCAUAUCUGAGGCUCUAUUCAUGGCGGGCAUCAAUGUACUGGGCCUGUUUGCGCGCCUGUCACGCGAAAUAGUUACGCGCAUGAUAUUUCUGGACAAACGGCAAUGCAUAGAGGAGAAACUUCUGCUUUAUGCUGCUAAAGACCAGGAGAGAAACCUGCUCUUGAGUAUCAUUCCAAAACAAAUUGCUCAUCAAAUGGAGGAGGAUGUGAAGAUGCGCAUCGACUUAAUGAAAUAUGCCAGAACUCGUGGAAAAGCAAUGAGUAUAAGCGAGGAAGUGAGGUUAGUUAAUUAGCGAAAACUGUUUAUAGAACCACAUGACGAUGUCACUAUACUCUAUGCAGAUGUUGUCAACUACACUCACCUAACAACUACUUUGGAUGUUCGCACGCUUGUGGGCACCCUAAAUGAUCUCUAUGUCCGGUUCGAUGACGCAGCGCAGGAGUUCAACGUGUUGCGCAUACAGUUUUUAGGUGACUGCUAUUAUUGUGUGGCAAAUGUUUCAAUACCCAAUGAAGAACAUGCCAAAGCCUGUGUAAAACUUGGUCUACGGAUGAUUCAGUCUAUACGCGAAGUGAGAGAUAUCAAGCAACUGGACAUCGAUAUGCGCAUUGGCGUACAUUCAGGUAGCGUCCUAUCGGGCGUCAUAGGUGCCAACAAAUGGCAGUUUGAUAUUUACUCCAAAGACGUAGAUAUAGCCAAUCGGUUAGAGAGCACGGGCGUACCUGGACGAGUGCAUAUAAGCAGAGAAACACUGCAGCAGCUCGACAAAAGAUUUGAAUAUGAGCCGGGAACGCAACGGGCGCGCCUCGAUCCGUUACUGCGAAAGUAUCAAAUUACCACAUUUCUAAUAACUCCGGAACCAACUGAUAGUCAAUUGUCGCGCUCAUCAAUGUAUUCAAGGCCUAGAGGCAAUGAUGAGGCAAGUUGCCGAUACUAUUUCAUAGUUGAGUUAUUUGAUUUUUACUGUCAUCAAAUAGGCUGCAGAGGAAAUAGCUGCAAUAGUAUCUUCUUUGGCGAGAGAAAACGCCUCACCGCGCUUGAGAGGGAAGUAAAAAAUUUUUACUCGAACUUUUCAUGGCUUUUCAUGUGGUACAAAAACUGGCGCUUGGAGCUCAGCUAUAUGCAACAAGCCGAUAUCUUGCUUAAAUAUAGUGUGCUUGUCGCUUACAUUACAACGCUUUGUAUGCUAACAAUGCUGGCUGUUACCGAUCAGCAAACGCUGUUAUUUUGGAUUUUGGUUCUGCUCGGGAAUAUUUUUUUUCUGGCCAUUUUGGCUUUGGUCUGGUACAAGAAACUAUGGACAAGGCUAUUCGGUAAAAUGUUUCGAGCAAAGCCCAAAGGAAAAAUCCACUACUGGUUUUUCAAGUUUUCGGAUAAAAUUCAACGAAACUACAAAUUCCGCAUUUGUGUGUAUUUAACGAUAUUGGCAAUACAGUUCUGUUUUUUGUUGGAGGAAUUGUUAGAUUACGAUCGGUUUAAAAGGGAAAAUGAUGUAAUCGAUAUGCAAGAAUACGAGGAUGAUUUCGAUGAUACUUGCUUCGAUCCGUGGGCUAUCUCAGAAGCUGUAGUGUUAAACUUGAGCAUGGCUUUUAUAUUCACUCAAGUUCCGUACGUCAUAAAAUGUUUUAUGGCACUUUGCAUACUCUCAUUUUACCUAAUUAUUGCCUUUGUCGUGGAUGACUUUUUUUACGAACAUAGCAUUAGUUCGAAUCAAUACUUGUUCCCGGAAUAUGCACACGUAUUACUUUUGCUGGUACAUCUCUUAAUGUCGCCCGUAAUAACUCGGCAGUUGGAAUUUAUUUCGCGAAUGGACCACAAUUGGAAAUCUGAGCUGAAGGAACAGAAAGACAACGCCAAAUUUACUAAAAAAACUAUUUCAAUAUUAAUUGGUAAUAUUCUGCCAUCUCAUAUAGUGAGUAUUUACAUGAAGGAUCAACUAACAAAUGAGCUGUACUACGAACAAUACGACAAUGUUGCUAUUAUGUUUGCAACUAUACUGAACUUCGAUGCCGAACAGGUUGGAAUGCGUGUUUUGAAUGACAUCAUUUGUGAUUUUGACCGAGUGCUGGGCACAUACCAGGGUAUCAAUAAGAUUGAAAAAAUUAAAGUGGCCGGUUGGACAUAUAUGGCCGCAUGUGGUCUGAGUGCAAGUAAUCCAGACGCGUUGCGGUCGCAAGAAUCUAAGGAAUAUCUGCCAAGCAGUUUUCUCUUGUCGGACGAUGACCGCUCGCCUUCCUUUCGCAGUAGCGAUUUUAAAAUGAAUGACAAGUUCAGUUUUGAGAAUGAUGUGGUUUAUGUCAUGAUGUGCUUCGCUUUGGAUCUAUUGCGCGCAAUGAGAGCUUUUAACAUGGAGAGCCGAGUACAAAACGAAGAGAAAAGCCGUAGGAUAGGUGCCUUGCGUAUUGGCAUAUCGAACGGUCCUGUAAUGGCUGGUGUGGUUGGUUUGUAUAAGCCAUUUUACGACGUAUGGGGCAAUGCUGUGAAUAUGGCUUCUCGCAUGGACUCGACCGGAACACCGGACUCAAUCCAAGUCACUGAGGAAUCUGCGCGCAUUUUAGAAUCCUAUCAAGUUCACUGCAUUUACAGAGGUGAAACUUAUGUAAAAGGGCGUGGUAACAUUCCUACGUAUUUUGUAAAUAUUGACGAAGAUCUAAGGCUCAUAAGAUAUACAGAGGAUACUAAUUUGAGUAGAAGCGGAGCAUAA
This is a messenger RNA of Rhagoletis zephyria (snowberry fruit fly), 3282 nucleotides long. RefSeq names its product adenylate cyclase type 6-like. Gene Ontology annotation, cellular component: plasma membrane. The record is from RefSeq and is a predicted model, not a curated record. Gene Ontology annotation, molecular function: adenylate cyclase activity. Gene Ontology annotation, biological process: intracellular signal transduction; cyclic nucleotide biosynthetic process; adenylate cyclase-activating G protein-coupled receptor signaling pathway. Lineage: Eukaryota; Metazoa; Arthropoda; Insecta; Diptera; Tephritidae.